AUGGCGGCCGCAGCAGAAGCAGCCACUGUCAUCAUGAAUGAAGAGGAGCUGAAGAGGAAGCAGAGGGAGAAGCUGAAGAAGCUUCAGGCCACGGGAGGAAACCCUCGGCCCGCGCGCUCCCUCUUCCUCUUCACCCUGAAAAACCCUUUCCGUAAGGCCUGCAUCAAUAUCGUGGAGUGGAAAACCUUUGAGAUCAUCAUCUUACUGACUAUCUUUGCAAAUUGUGUGGCUUUGGCUGUGUUCCUGCCCAUGCCCGAAGAAGACAGCAAUAACACCAACUCAAGCUUGGAAAGUUUGGAGUAUAUCUUCCUGAUCAUCUUUACUUUAGAGUGCUUUCUGAAGAUAGUCGCGUAUGGGCUGGUGUUCCAUGAAGGAGCCUAUUUACGGAACUGUUGGAACAUAUUGGACUUUGUCAUCGUCUUCAUGGGUCUCUUCACCUUUGCCUUGGACACCAUCAAUAAGAUAGCAGGGGUGCCAACAGAGAAGGGUGGGGGGUUUGACAUGAAGGCCCUGAGAGCCUUCAGAGUGUUAAGACCCCUGCGUCUGGUCUCUGGAGUCCCUAGCCUGCAGGUGGUGAUGAACUCCAUCCUUAAAGCCAUGCUGCCUCUGCUGCACAUUGCACUGCUGGUCUUUCUUCUGGUCACCAUCUACGCCAUCAUGGGACUGGAGCUCUUCAAGUGCAAAAUGCAUAAGACCUGCUAUUACACUGGCACAGACAUCUAUGCUGCAGCAGAAGGUGAGCUGCCUGCGCCCUGUGCUCAGGCUGGAAACGGACGCCGUUGCAUCAUCAAUGGCUCCGAGUGUCGGCCGGGCUGGGAGGGUCCCAACAACGGCAUCACACACUUCGAUAACAUUGGCUUUGCCAUGCUGACUGUCUACCAGUGUAUCACCAUGGAGGGAUGGACCAAAGUGCUGUAUUGGGUUAAUGAUGCCAUAGGGAAUGAAUGGCCCUGGCUCUACUUUGUUCCCCUCAUUCUGAUUGGCUCCUUCUUUGUGCUUAAUCUGGUUUUGGGUGUUCUCAGUGGAGAGUUUACGAAAGAGCGAGAGAAAGCUAGGUCCCGUGGAGAGUUCCAGAAGUUACGAGAGCGUCAGCAGCUGGAUGAGGACCUCCACGGCUACAUGGAGUGGAUCACCCACGCCGAAGUCCUGGAUGCUGAUCGAGAGGGCAAAGGACUCCUGCCUUUGACCAGUGGAGACUCUGACACUGACAGCCUUUAUGACAUGGAGGGCAAGAGUAAAAUUGUAUACUACUAUCGCCUAGCUCGUCGCUGGAACCGUUUCUUUAGGAUGAAGUGCCUGAUAUAUGUGAAAACCAAUACCUUUUACUGGGUUGUGAUGUUCCUUGUCUUCCUCAACACUCUGACCAUCGCAACAGAGCACCACCACCAGUCGGACCAGCUCACCUCACUUCAAGAUGUGGCCAGUCGUGUACUGCUGGUGCUUUUUGUCAUCGAGAUGUUUGUUAAGAUGUACGCUCUGGGCCCAAGAGCAUAUUUCAUGUCUCUGUUUAACCGUUUUGACUUCUUCGUGGUGAUCUGUGGUAUCCUGGAGAUGAUCAUGUUGUCUGCCGGAGCUGUGACCCCCCUGGGUUUCUCCGUACUGAGGUGUAUCCGUCUUCUUCGGAUCCUCAAAGUCACAAAGUACUGGAAAUCACUGAGUAAUCUCGUGGCCUCUCUUCUCAACUCGGUCCGCUCCAUCGCCUCCCUGCUCCUCCUCCUCUUCCUCUUCAUUGUUAUCUUCUCACUCUUGGGCAUGCAAGUGUUUGGUGGGAAAUUCAACUUUCCUGACCACAGACCAAGACGCAGCAACUUUGACAACUUCCCUCAGGCUCUCAUCAGUGUGUUUCAGAUCCUAACAGGAGAGGACUGGACCUCCAUCAUGUACAAUGGCAUUAUGGCCUAUGGAGGUCCUGUUGUUCCUGGAAUCCUGGUUGCCAUUUACUUCAUUAUCCUUUUCGUCUGUGGAAACUAUAUCCUCCUAAAUGUGUUUUUGGCCAUUGCUGUCGACAACUUGGCUGAGGCUGAGAGUUUGACUUCAGCUCAGAAAGAAAAGGCAGAGGAGAAGAUGAGAAGGAAGUUACUAAGAUCCAAAAUGCCUGAUAAGACUGAUGAGGAGAGGGAGAGGAUAGCGAAGAAACUGGCAGAGCAGAGAGCCAAGAUUGAGGGAAUGCCCACGACAGCCAAGCUGAAAAUUGAUGAGUUUGAGUCAAAUGUCAAUGAAGUAAAGGAUCCGUUCCCACCUGCUGACUUCCCAGGUGAUGAUGAGGAGGAAGAGCCUGAAAUUCCCAUCAGCCCUCGGCCUCGGCCAAUGGCUGACCUGCAGCUGAAGGAAGAAGCCGUUCCUUUACCUGAAGCUAGUUCCUUUUUCAUCUUUGGUCCUCAAAACAAGUUCCGUAAGCUGUGCUACAAGAUCAUCAACGCCUCGUCCUUCACAAACCUAAUCCUCUUGUUCAUCCUUCUCUCCUCUAUCUCCUUGGCUGCUGAGGACCCCAUCGAUCCAAAGUCUUACAGAAAUCAGAUCUUGGCUUAUGCUGACAUUGUCUUUACCACUGUGUUCACCAUUGAGAUUGUACUGAAGAUGACCGUCUAUGGAGCAUUCAUGCACGAGGGCUCCUUCUGCCGUAACUCCUUCAAUAUCCUGGAUCUGAUCGUGGUUACAGUCUCCCUGCUUUCCAUGGGAAUGGAAUCCAGUGCCAUCUCUGUGGUGAAGAUUCUCAGGGUGUUGAGGGUCCUCAGGCCUCUUAGAGCUAUCAACAGAGCCAAAGGGUUGAAGCAUGUGGUCCAAUGUGUGUUUGUGGCCAUCAAAACCAUCGGCAACAUCGUCCUGGUCACCAUGCUGCUGAAUUUCAUGUUUGCCUGUAUCGGAGUCCAGCUCUUUAAGGGUAAAUUCUACAGCUGCACAGACGUGUCCAAACUGACUGAGGAGGAAUGCCAGGGAUUUUUCUUGAAGCACAUGGAUAACUCCCUUCAAGACACCGUUUUGGCUCCGAGAGAGUGGCUCAAUAGUGACUUCAACUUUGACAAUGUGCUCUACGGCAUGCUGGCUCUCUUCACUGUUUCCACAUUUGAGGGUUGGCCAAAACUGUUGUACAGAGCCAUAGACUCAGACCAGGAGGACAUGGGCCCAGUGUUCAACAACAGAGUGGACGUAUCCAUCUUCUUCAUCAUCUACAUCAUCCUCAUCGCCUUCUUCAUGAUGAACAUCUUCGUGGGCUUCGUCAUUGUUACUUUCCAAGAGCAAGGCGAGCAGGAGUAUAAAAACUGCGAGCUCGAUAAGAACCAGCGACAGUGCGUUCAGUACGCUCUGAAGGCUCGACCUCUGAGGUGCUAUAUCCCCAAAAACCCGUACCAGUACAGGGUCUGGUACAUAGUCACCUCCUGCUACUUUGAGUACCUCAUGUUCUUCCUCAUUAUGCUCAACACCUUGUGUCUGGGGAUGCAGCACUGUAAUCAGUCAGACCAUGUGACCAAACUGUCAGAUACUCUCAACUUGAUCUUCACCGUCUUGUUCACAGUGGAAAUGAUUCUUAAGCUCAUGGCCUUCAAAGCGAGGGGCUACUUCGGAGACCCCUGGAACGUGUUUGAUUUUAUCAUCGUCAUCGGUAGCGUUGUUGACGUCAUCCUCAGUGAAGUCGACACCGCCCUGGCUGCCAGUGGAGGACUGUACUGUCUCCAUGGCUGCGCUGAGACAAAUCCAAUGCAAGCCAUUGCGGCGUCUGAAAACGCCUCCGUUUCCAUCACAUUCUUCCGACUCUUCCGUGUCAUGCGUCUAGUCAAACUGCUGAACCGGUCCGAGGGCAUCCGUAACCUGCUGUGGACCUUCAUUAAGUCUUUCCAGGCUCUCCCUCAUGUAGCUCUGCUCAUUAUAAUGCUCUUCUUUAUCUACGCUGUCAUCGGUAUGCAGAUUUUCGGAAAGAUUGCCUUAGUGGACGGCACACAAAUCAACCGCAACAACAACUUCCAGACAUUCCCUCAGGCUGUUCUGAUGUUAUUCCGCUGUGCAACUGGAGAGGCUUGGCAGGAGGUCAUGAUGGCUUCGAUGUAUGGGAAGAAGUGUGACCCCAAGUCUGACUACCUGCCCGGAGAAGAGUACACCUGCGGGUCCAACUUCGCUGUCUUCUACUUCCUCAGCUUCUAUUGUCUCUGUGCCUUCCUGAUCCUUAAUUUGUUUGUUGCUGUUAUCAUGGACAACUUCGACUACCUGACCCGUGAUUGGUCUCUCCUCGGUCCACACCACCUGGAUGAGUUUAAGAAGAUCUGGGCUGAAUAUGACCCUGAAGCCACGGGGAGGAUUAAACAUCUGGAUGUGGUGACUUUGCUGCGACGCAUUCAGCCUCCACUUGGCUUUGGAAAGUUCUGUCCUCAUCGGGCUGCCUGCAAGCGUUUGGUUGGCAUGAACAUGCCACUCAACAGCGAUGGCACCGUCACCUUUAAUGCCACACUGUUUGCUCUGGUCAGGACUGCACUGAAGAUCAAAACAGAAGGUAACUUUGAGCAGGCCAAUGAGGAGCUGAGGGCCAUUAUAAAGCAAAUCUGGAAGCGCACUAGUAUGAAACUCUUAGACCAGGUCAUCCCGCCUAUAGGAGAUGAUGAGGUGACUGUGGGCAAAUUCUACGCCACCUUCCUGCUCCAGGACCAUUUCAGAAAGUUCAUGAAGCGUCAGGAGGAGUACUACGGCUACAGGCCCACGAAGAAGAGCGCCUCUGGCCCAGAGAUCCAGGCAGGUCUGAGGAGUAUUGAGGAGGAGGCGGCUGCAGAGAUGCACAGGGCCAUUUCAGGAGACCUGCAGAACGAGGAAGAGAUGGACAGAGCUAUGGAGGAGGCUGGGGAAGAGGCCAUUUUCCAGCGUUCUCACGGCCUGUUCGGAAACCGUGGCGGCUCAUUCCCAUCUGAACCCACCGACGCUCAGUCCCCUCAGGUGACCAGCCAGAGGCCCCUCCAGUUCUCUGAGAGCCAGCCCGAGUCGCCGCCGAACUCUGCCGCCAUGAUGCCCGCCGGAGAGUUUUUCCCCACAUCUAACACCAACAACAACGCCUUCGCAGACUUUUCAUUUGAAAGGGAAGGAAGUCCAGAAGAGUUUUACAACCACUGUGACGACGAGGAGCCAGACAACAGACGCUACUGGAACUUCACAGUCAGAACAGACAGAACACAGUUUCCUUAUGAUCCGAUCUUCAGUGACAGUCAGAGUCUGGGCUCCCAGUCUGCAGCUGAUCAGCUUGUCCAGGAGGCUUUGUUCAAGGGCGGCCUGACCUCUCAGGCCAAAGACCCAGGCUUUGUCUCCAUUGCCAAAAAGGAGAUGGCUGACGCUAUGCACAUGCCUGUGGCUGAGAUGGAAGGUGUGGCCCAGGGCAUCCUCAGCGUACGCUCCAGCUCCGCCGCCUCGGCCAAAAAGAGACGUCCCAUCCCUGUGCCUCCAUCUGCUCCCGCUGCUCCAGCGCAGGAAACAGGGCGGCCAGAUCCAGCUGUGAGGAGAAAAAGACGCCCCGUACCCAUGAUCCCCUCUACGCCCGUGCAGUACGAGGAGGAGCAGGCCGAGGCCGACACCAAAGUCUAAAGAUAGUCACUUGAUUUUACUUGGAUAUCCUGUGAUUUUACACUUGCUGGUGGCUCUGCCUCACCCUCUCACUUUACCAGGUUAGAGCCUCAACAGCAGGUUGGCUCAGGUUUCACAUACUGUCAGAUGUGGUUGACGCCUAAAGCAAGAAGGAAGAAUAUAUCUGAUGAUAAAGUAUAUCUAUAAUCCUCAGAUUUAUUGACAUAAAUAAAAACACAAACUAAUCUCAGAACAGGUUGACGUUCUUCUUUCUUUGUAGCGUUUGAGGUAAUCCAUUCCAUAGAUGAUGGGACAACCACGAGAGUGAGCCGAGUGUCUUACUGAGGCCUCACCGAGAGGCAGGAGUUCCUAAACUGACUCAGUGAAUACGAGAGGCAGGCAGGUGUUUACACUGUGCUGCAGUUCACUGACAAACAGAACCAACUGACCUUCUGUGCAUCCAGACCAAACCGUGAAUCUGAAUUCACACUCUUAAACGUGCUCUGGUGCAGAUUUGAACAUUGUAAACUGAGUUGUUUUUCUUGACGCCAGUGUCCCAUUAUGUUAGGACCUGCUGUUCUUUUGUCUUUUUUACCAAGUUUCCAACUGCGCACUAGUUCUUAUACAUAGGUGAUGACGCAACUUUAUGGAGGAAACUUUUUUAAAUUAGAAGAUGGAUAAAUUACAUCUUGAAAGGAAUGUCGGUGAUUUUUGUGUCUUUAAGUAUUCGCUCAAUUUUAAGCCACACUGGAGUAAAGAAGUGCAUUUGAUUUUCUAUCAAGUCACGACUGCUGCAGGUUUUAAUGAGGCUACAUGUACAUAAAUAUGUAAAGUUUUUGUGUUGAGGACAGUUGCUUUGGCCCAUUCAGAGGAUGUGUGUUCAGCAUACCUGGAGUAUGGUGGAUUUAACUUAAAAACUCACCUGGGCUUUAAUGACUCAUUUGAUUCGUAACUGCAUGGGCAUACCAUUUUGCAAUACUGCACUUUUUUCAUUUUGGUUGUGCCUUAAUGCAAACAUGAACAGGGUCUCCAGGGUACUGUUUUUUUUUUUUUUUUUUUAUAUUUCUUCCUCUCAACUUUCGUUUUUUGUUUUUUUUUUUUCUGUGGUAACGUUGUGGAGACAGUUUGGGUGAACUUUUCAUCUUGCGUCUCCUUCACAUCUGGAUCUGUGCCAUUAUGGUUGAUGUUACAUUGUUUUCACCACUGGCAAAAGAAAUAAACCAUCCAAAU
Molecule: messenger RNA, 6765 nt
Organism: Sphaeramia orbicularis (orbiculate cardinalfish)
Lineage: Eukaryota; Metazoa; Chordata; Actinopteri; Kurtiformes; Apogonidae
Product: dihydropyridine-sensitive L-type skeletal muscle calcium channel subunit alpha-1-like
Exons: 45
Coding region: 1-5556 (1851 amino acids)
Biological process (GO): calcium ion import across plasma membrane
Cellular component (GO): voltage-gated calcium channel complex; membrane
Molecular function (GO): high voltage-gated calcium channel activity; calcium ion binding
Source: RefSeq, a predicted model, not a curated record